AUGAAGGGGGUGUUGCAGAAUGAUACAGUAAUAAAUGUAUGUAUUGGCAAGGAAUGGUAUCGUUUUCCAUCAUCGUUCUUCCUACCGUCCAGUGGCAAAAGUGACGGGGGCCGACUGUGGACAGCUGAACUAAAAUUCAUCAGAAGUGAAUUUGCCUUCUUACUACCCAAACCAUAUCUGGUCGGAUCGAUACUGCAAAUUACACGCGCAAUACCAACGGAAAUGAAUGAUAUGAAUCGCGAAGAAGUUAUCAGGUAUGCUGACAUCGAACAGUGCGAUUUUCUGGUUGAUUUGGAGACCCCGGAUACCACAAAAUUGGAGCCCAAUUUUGCAGAACAGAGAAUCCGUGAGCAGGAGGAUGCGCGUACUCGAUCGUAA
Molecule: messenger RNA, 378 nt
Organism: Gongylonema pulchrum
Lineage: Eukaryota; Metazoa; Nematoda; Chromadorea; Rhabditida; Gongylonematidae
Source: the annotation of a GenBank genome assembly